Molecule: messenger RNA, 2363 nt
Organism: Drosophila montana
Lineage: Eukaryota; Metazoa; Arthropoda; Insecta; Diptera; Drosophilidae
Gene: DIP-beta
Product: Dpr-interacting protein beta
Exons: 9
Coding region: 1-1722 (573 amino acids)
Cellular component (GO): neuron projection
Source: RefSeq, a predicted model, not a curated record
AUGAUGAUGGCCCAGCAAAACGGCGACCAAAUCGCCAACAGCAUUCGCAAUCGGAGCAAACUGAAUCGCAGCGAGACCUUUAAGUUGCAGAGCCUCAGUUGGAUGCCGAGAGUGGGACGGGUGGAGCGACAGCGACAGCGACAGCGACAGCAACAAUUAGAGACCAUUAGCCAGAGGCAGGCAAAUCAAUCCAUAUUCAGACAGAAGCUGGCGCAUUUCCAAUUUGCGAGCGCGGGCGUCGGCUUCGGCGUGGGCGUGGCCAAGGGAGGCGGACAAUUGCAGCUGUUGCUGUUGCUAUUGAUUUGCAAUUGCAUUGAUAUUUCCGUUUCAAACAAAAUCUCCUCAGUGGGCGCCUUCGAGCCGGACUUUGUAAUCCCAUUGGAAAAUGUGACCGUUGCCCAGGGCCGGGACGCGACAUUUACGUGCGUGGUCAACAAUUUGGGCGGUCAUCGGGUGAGUGGUGACGGUGCGUCAGUUCCAGCCAAGGUCGCUUGGAUUAAGGCCGAUGCAAAAGCAAUUCUGGCCAUACACGAGCACGUGAUAACGAACAAUGAUCGAUUAUCGGUGACGCACAACGAUUACAACACUUGGACCCUGAACAUACGCGGCGUUAAGAUGGAGGAUGCCGGCAAAUACAUGUGCCAGGUCAAUACAGAUCCCAUGAAAAUGCAAACAGCCACACUGGAGGUUGUCAUACCGCCGGACAUAAUAAACGAGGAGACCUCCGGGGACAUGAUGGUGCCCGAGGGCGGAUCCGCGAAGCUGGUUUGUCGCGCCCGCGGCCAUCCCAAGCCGAAGAUCACCUGGCGGCGCGAGGACGGACGCGAGAUUAUCGCACGCAAUGGCGUGCAUCAGAAAACCAAAGCCAUCUUAGUGGAGGGCGAAAUGCUGACGCUGUCGAAAGUCACGCGAUCGGAAAUGGGCGCCUACAUGUGCAUCGCCUCCAACGGGGUGCCCCCCACUGUCAGCAAACGCAUGAAGCUACAGGUGCACUUUCAUCCGCUGGUGCAAGUGCCAAAUCAAUUGGUUGGCGCUCCGGUUCUAACGGAUGUCACAUUAAUUUGCAACGUGGAGGCAUCACCAAAGGCCAUCAAUUACUGGCAGCGCGAGAAUGGUGAAAUGAUUAUUGCCGGUGAUCGGUAUGCCCUCACCGAGAAGGAGAACAACAUGUACGCCAUCGAGAUGAUUCUGCAUAUCCGGCGAUUGCAGUCGACCGAUUUUGGCGGCUACAAAUGCAUCUCGAAGAACAGCAUUGGGGAUACCGAGGGCACCAUACGAUUAUAUGAAAUGGAACGUCCUGGCAAAAAAACGCAACGCGAGGAGGAUCUUAAUGAAGUGACGAAGAACGAGGUGGUGCUGAAGGAGAACCGCCACGAGGAUGGGUCGCGCAAUCAGAAUGGUCGCCUGUACAAGGACCGCAGCCAGGAGGCGGACAUGGGCGGCGGAGCAGCCGCAGUCGGUGGCUGGUCAAGAACAAUGCAGCUAAUAAAGGCAUUUCUAUUAGCACUAUUUGUAUUAUUAACAAGCAAAUUGUUCUGCCAAACAAAGGGCAACACCCACACGGACUGGGGCCAUGAAAUGGAACAGGAACAGGAACAGGAACAGGCAUGGGCAACUGAAUUUUGGGAUAGAGUCGAAAGAUCAAUGACAAGGACAACUGGCGCCGGAACAAUGGGCCGGUGCCAGGGCAACAGCCGUUACAAAGGCCGUUUAAUGUUAUAGCUUAAUUAAAUUGUAAUUAUAAGAAUGCAUAAAAACAACAACAACAACAAAUAGGCGCCAACAACCACACACACACACAGACAUGGCCAAAAAGAACAACAGCUAUGCCACGCCCCAAAAGAUCUCCCAAUCCUCCCUCUCCAACACACAAAUAGGCGAACAAUAGUUUCCGAGAGUUUUGGCGAGGUUUUUUUCUUUUGAUUCAAUUCAAUAUGAAAAAAGUACACGUAUUGCAUAAGUAGUUAAGAUUAAAUGGAAAUUGAAAAAAAAACGCGUUUAAAUGUUACCUCGUUAGUGGAAAAAAGAAAAACAAAGCAAAGAAAAACUUAAGUAAGAUAUGUCAAAGUUUAUAUGUUAAUCUAUUUGGUUCCAACAGGCUUUAGCUACUUCAAGUAUUAUAUUAACGAGAAAGAAUAACAAGCUUCGGUUCGCCGAAGAUGCAAUACCCUUGCGGACAGAUCAGCGGGAAAUAUAGGCCACAUUAUACUCUGAGUGUUAUAUGUUAUAGUUGUCCGAUAUUGAUAUUGAUAUAGAUUUUAUGUCUAUAUGUGUAACAAAAUUCGCUAGUUUUGUUUUUUAAGAUAAGUUGAGCAAAUCUCAGGACAAGGGAGCAUUAACCAACACUAGAUCUCGGAACUUGG